This is a messenger RNA of Penicillium pulvis, 735 nucleotides long. RefSeq lists its product as uncharacterized. NCBI's taxonomy places the organism in Eukaryota, Fungi, Ascomycota, Eurotiomycetes, Eurotiales, Aspergillaceae. The coding region runs from base 16 to 735 and encodes 239 amino acids. The transcript has 3 exons. The record is from RefSeq and is a predicted model, not a curated record.
AAAUGACUGUACGAUAUGCAACUUACCCCGUCUGAGUACGGUGGAUUGGUCCCACCCCCAGGACAGAUCCUUAACGGAGUUUCACGGCCAUGGAGAAUUACAACUGUUUUAUCAGGGGUUCUUCUUCUAGCGGGGUAUCUCAUGUUGGCGGUGGUCCUCGGUAACACGAAAGACAGUACCCAUAUCAAUGAAACCACAACUGCCGUUAUCGCGCUUUUCUUCAUCGGCCUCGCGCAUGCCUCGUCGGUCGGCAUUGCCUUCUUCCAACGGCACCAACACGGCUAUCUUCUGCACUCCCUAUUUAUGCCAUUCAUUAUAAUCAACUUAAUUGCCCUGUUCAACAUACUCCUAAACAUCUUCGCUCGCGAUCUAUUCCCUUUGUCCGCGCUCCGGGUCGUCUCCAUCGGUCUGCCGAGCGCGUUUACCUUGAUACACGGUGGUGCAGCGGUUCUGAUUUACCACGAACGCAGAUCCUCGGACAACCAUCGAGCGGGGGACGAUACACCCUUAUUGAGUGACGAGGAAAUGCAACGUCGACAGCUUGCCCGACUGCUGGGGGAUCGUUCUGCCGCGGCGCCGUCGCCUCAUAUCAACCAUAGCACAUAUCGACUCGAAAUCCCGACUUUGGAGCCUGUCCAGAAGACCUGGGCACCAGGACUGAAUAUCCCGCCAGCAUCCAAGCCUUCAUUGAAAUCAAGAUUCCAGUGGACCAGCGUAAACCAAUCCAUUAUUUGA